This is a messenger RNA of Lactuca saligna, 534 nucleotides long. NCBI's taxonomy places the organism in Eukaryota, Viridiplantae, Streptophyta, Magnoliopsida, Asterales, Asteraceae. The record is from the annotation of a GenBank genome assembly.
AUGUUCCUCUAUUUGUUACUUGUAGCACUACAACAUUUAGUGAACAUUGAACUGGAUAAACACUCUUUAAAAUGUGGUUGCACUUGUAUUGAUCAAGAUUGUGAUGGUGAAUGUAAGAGAGUGUGUGGGAUUGAAUACUUAGAUUUGGACCAAGUGGGUACCUGUUCCAUUCCUAGUCCACCUGAAUGGCCUCCAUUAUUACAAGUACCAGCUCCACAGUAUCGAGCAGUGAGAAGUGAUCAUUUGCUUUCAUUUGGAGAUUUGCCUAAUGACUCUUGCACAAGUACAGGUUCCUGCCCUACAACUGUACUUAUUACUGGAAAUAACCAAUCCCUUGGAGAGAAUUUAGCUAGAAAUAUGUUCCCAGGUUCAUCCAAUUUUAACUCAUCCAAUGGUCUGGCUGAUGUUGUAUUGCGGUCAACUUCGGAGACUCCGGUAUCCAACAUUCUUGAACCUGCUUUCUUCUCGAGUCUUCCAAUCUACUAUGUGCAAUCUGUGUGCGGCCCGAUUGAAGGUGUGCUUGCGGGUCAGUGA